Phlebotomus papatasi is the source of this 745-nucleotide messenger RNA. RefSeq names its product ribosomal RNA processing protein 36 homolog. The coding region runs from base 1 to 723 and encodes 240 amino acids. Gene Ontology annotation, biological process: maturation of SSU-rRNA from tricistronic rRNA transcript (SSU-rRNA, 5.8S rRNA, LSU-rRNA). Gene Ontology annotation, cellular component: nucleolus; 90S preribosome. The record is from RefSeq and is a predicted model, not a curated record. Lineage: Eukaryota; Metazoa; Arthropoda; Insecta; Diptera; Psychodidae. The transcript has 3 exons.
AUGUCUGAGAUUGAAGAGAGUGUCGAGGGUCAGUCAUUAGGCACCCAAGCAGAAGAUGCCACAGAUCCAGAGAAGGAACUAAUCCGUGAAGAGCUUAAAAAUAUGCCUUUCGAGGAGCUUAUCAAGCUGAAAAAGAAACUAGGGGCUAAGGUGUACAAUUCCACGGUUCUGGGUAUUGAGAAUAAAAAUAAAACCAAGGAAUUCAAGAGAGAAAACAAGAAUCGUCCGAGGGAAAUGAGUUUCAAGAAGCCCAAUUCCGUCCGGAAGAAGAAGAAACCCGAAGCAACUGGCCCCAGAGAUCCUAGGUUUGAUGAGAAAUGUGGAGAAUUCAGCAGGAGUGAGUUUAAGAAGAGGUAUAGCUUCGUUGAGGACAUGAGGGUGAAUGAACUGAAAAAAUUGAAGGAAAGCCUGAAGAAAACGGAUGAUCCUGAGGAGAGGAGCAAAAUUAAGAUGUUGAUUCAGCGGAUGGAUAAUCAAGUGAGGGAAGCUACGAAGCGGAAAAGUCGAGAGGAAGAGCAGAAGACGGCUAUUAGGGAAAUGCAGAAGGCAAAAGACGAAGGAAGAACCCCAAUCUUUCCGAACAAAAAGCAACAAAAGCUGAAGGAAUUGGUGAAGCAGUUCAAGGAUCUCAAGGAGACAGGAAAACUGCAGAAGCAUAUUGAGAAAAGGAGGAAGAAGAACGCUUCUCGGGACAGGAAGAGAAUGAAUAUGGACAAUGAUUAAAUAAAAAUUACUUUAUUGCUAA